Porites lobata is the source of this 453-nucleotide messenger RNA. The record is from the annotation of a GenBank genome assembly. NCBI's taxonomy places the organism in Eukaryota, Metazoa, Cnidaria, Anthozoa, Scleractinia, Poritidae.
AUGUUUAGAACAAAAUUCUGCUACUGCACAAAUGCCAAGUCUCAUUACCCAAGAGUAAAAUCUGAUUUACGGUAUUCAGAACUGCCUAAGAUGUCCCCGCCCUCAUCAGCACAGCUAACCAAGUCCCAAGUGCAGCAAAUGAGAGACUGGCGAAUAAAGCAUGGUCAAAGUGUUGCACAAAAAACAGUGAGGAAUAUGAGUACAAAAGACAACCCAGGUACUCUGCCGAUGAAUCUCCAUUUAACAGAGCAGCCUACAAGUCAGCCAUUUGAUUUCGGUAAGGUUGGAGAGGUCCAAGGAGAAACGACAGAAACAUUAGUUAUUGCAAGAAGGGAGAGGGGACGAAGGAAGGGGUCAAGUGAUCUUUUCAAUUCGCCUGGUGACUUUGUCUAUCUUGCCUCAGAUGCUUCACCUUGCAAAUGCCGAAAUUGUGUGUAUUGCAGCAAGAUGUAA